Larimichthys crocea (large yellow croaker) is the source of this 3017-nucleotide messenger RNA. RefSeq names its product solute carrier family 6 member 18 (gene slc6a18). Gene Ontology annotation, cellular component: plasma membrane. The transcript has 12 exons. Gene Ontology annotation, biological process: nitrogen compound transport; amino acid transport; sodium ion transmembrane transport. The record is from RefSeq and is a predicted model, not a curated record. The coding region runs from base 535 to 2388 and encodes 617 amino acids. NCBI's taxonomy places the organism in Eukaryota, Metazoa, Chordata, Actinopteri, Sciaenidae.
AAAUGUUGGCAUCUUUUUUUCCCUGCUUUUGCUUUAAAUGUUUAUAAAGUGUAACUAUUUAUUCGACCUACAAAUCCCCCCGGUCUACUUUACUGUAUGAGUCAAGUUUGAGUAAUUGAGAAAAGAUAUGGUUGAUUGCUUCACAACUGCUAUUUAGUCGUUUUAUUGACUGCAUCCGAGAUAGGUCAGUGUAACACUGGAACAGCAUCACCGGGUUAUCCAUUAGUCAAGGCAUAGCAAAUUCCUAUUUUAAACCAACUUGGCAGUCUAAUCAUUCCUCCUACCAAAUGUUUUCAUUCUCUUCAACAAGGCCUGAUUUCUUUAUAAAAACCAACAAAAAUCUGUCUCUCCUCAACUCAAAGCUGCACCUGAUAGGGCAUUAAAGGACAGCCCACAAGCACAUAAGACAUAGGAGGAUGAGUGAAAAGUCCUGGCCAUCCCCUAGACUAAACCAGUGAAGACAGUAUUGAUUCUGACAUAUGCUGAACUGAGAGCAGGUGGAGAACUCUGGACUAAAUAAAGGCCUGCCUGAGGAUGGCUGAAACAGCAGACUCUGGGGUCAAGGAGAGAGCCAAAUGGGACAACAAGGCUCAGUACCUGUUGACAUCUAUUGGCUUUGCAGUGGGACUUGGAAAUGUUUGGCGUUUUCCCUACCUGUGCCAAAUCUAUGGAGGAGGUGCAUUCCUCAUCCCCUACCUGAUAGCACUGGUGUUUCAGGGGCUCCCUCUGCUCUACCUGGAGCUUGCUGUGGGACAGAGGUUCCGCGUGGGCAGCAUCGGUGUCUGGAAAUCCAUCUCGCCUCUACUUGGUGGAGUCGGAAUUGCCUCCAUGAUUGUGUCAUUUCUGGUGUGCAUUUUCUACAACACCAUCCUGUCCUGGGUGCUCUGGUACUUCUUUCACUCUUUCCAAAACCCACUGCCGUGGAGCCAGUGUCCACUCAAUGAAAACCGCACAGGCUACAAUGUGGAGUGUGAGAAGAGCACACCAGUGAAUUACUUUUGGUACCGUGAGACCCUGAAUAUCUCAACGGACAUCGAGACCAGUGGCUCCAUGCACUGGUGGCUGGUUGUCUGUCUGGCCAGUGCCUGGUGUGUGGUCUACAUCUGCUUUAUCAAAGGCAUCGAGUCCAUGGGAAAGGCUGUAUAUGUGACAGCCACAUUCCCUUACCUGGUGCUGACUAUUUUCCUCAUCCGUGCCACCACACUGCCUGGAGCUACUGAUGGACUGAUGUACCUCUUCACUCCUAAAUGGGAGAUACUGAAGAACCCUCAGGUGUGGCUGGACGCAGCCACGCAGAUCUUCUUCUCUCUCUCUGUGGCCUUCGGUGGUCUCAUAUCUUUCUCCAGCUAUAAUCCGGCGAAAAACAACUGCGAGAGGGAUGCUGUUAUAGUAGGAGUAAUAAAUAGCGCUACAUCUAUAUAUGCCUCCAUUCCAAUCUUCUCCAUCCUGGGAUUCAAAGCCACCAAUGUCUACAACUCUUGUCGAAUGGAAAACAUCUUGGAUCUGACCAACCACUUUGAGCUUGCGGAGCAGAACAUAACACUUGAAAACUACGAUCAGUGGUUUGACCAUCUGAAUAGUACAUAUCCAGAUCAGGUGGCCAGUUUGAAACUGAGGCCCUGUGACCUGCAAAAAUUCCUUGAUCAGAGCGCAUCGGGUACUGGCCUCGCAUUUAUCGUGUUUACCGAAGCAGUGAUAGAAAUGCCAGGCUCGCAGGUAUGGGCCGUAUUGUUCUUCAUCAUGCUCUUCAGUUUGGGCCUCUCCUCCAUGUUUGGCAACAUAGAGGGAAUCCUCACACCCAUCAACGACCUCAAAUUACUGCCCAAUUGGAUCCCUCAUGAAGUCAAAACAGCAAUCAUCUGCAUGAUAUGCUUCUUGACGGCACUCCUCUUCACCCUGAGUUCGGGGAACUACUGGGUGGAGGUCUUCAACGGCUAUGUGGGCUCUGUGCCUCUGCUCAUCAUUGCAUUCUUUGAGAUUAUCGGAGUCGUUUAUGUCCAUGGAAUGAAAAAUUUCAGUGAUGACAUCUAUUUCAUGACUGGAUCGAGGCCUAACAUCUACUGGAAGGCAUGCUGGAUGGUGAUCAGUCCUUUAAUGCUCCUGGUGGUGUUUGUUGCCUACGUGGUUGUUCAAGCACAGAAACAUCCCACCUAUCCCACAUGGAAUCCAAAUUAUGACGAAUUCCCUGAAACUAAAGUGAUUCCUUACCCGGACUGGGUGUUUGCCAUAAUCAUCCUACUCUGUGUAGUACCUGUGACUUCCAUUCCUCUGGUGGCUCUCUACAGACUGAUCCGUAGAGUCAGAUCACCUGAUCGCGGUGACCUAAACAACUACUGCAAUGAAGGCUUUGAGAUUGAAACACAGGAGCAGAACAACCGGAGAACUUGAGAAAUGUUUCAAGUAACUUGAAUUGUUACUAAAUUCCUGAACAGAAAAGUACAUCCUGUACUGCUUCUGUGGAAUUUUAUUCACUGGACAUAUAAUCAAUCAUGCUGAACUCACAACUCAGAUUAGAUUAGUCAAAAACAAAACUUAAAUUUAUUGAACGGUGAAAUUCAUUCCUUUUGUACAUGAAAUGUACAUGGUGUAAAUAACAUUCAGUUUCAAAUCAUUCACACACACAUGCGCGCACACACACACACACACACACACACACACACACACACUUCUGUGAACUUUAAAAUAUAAAUUAUUUUCCAAGUGACAUCAUGUCGUCUUUGUGGAAAACUACCACCAGUGUAAAUCAAAGUCCAGGGAGACAACAACAACUGUGGGAUGAGGAGGGGUCUGAUACAGUAGCUUAAUGGUUUUCAUAUAUCCAUCUUUAUUGAUCUGGUGGUUGUUGUUUAAAGGGUGUGUUUAUGACUAAAGUUCAUCACUUGAGUGUUUUAUAUCAGAUGACUAAGGACUGUUUAUCUCUUUUUUUCUGCAGCCACAUUUCCUGAUACUGUAUAAUAGUUACGGGACAUGUUUUUGACACACUGACAGACCAAAUAAAAGACAAUUACUGAUCUGAA